CGUUUCUAUUACUCGCCACCAAAUCCACUCCAUUCUGGCACUCCGCCGUCACUCACAUCCCCGACUCAUGUCUCAGGUGAUGUUUGGUCAACACACACACACAAAAGGUGCCCGUCUAGCCCGCCUUACGUGUUAACAGCAACAAAUCCAUAACUGGCAACUCAUACCGGCAGACCUGGAGCCCAACUAGUCUGGGACCCCAAUUCUCCACGAGUGCCAAGUUAGAGAGAGAGAGAGAGAGAGAGAGAGAGAGAGAGAGAGAGAGAGAGAGAGAGAGCUGUUGCAAAGGCCAUUCUCCUAAUUUACAACUGAACUGAACUUACACCAAGUCAACGUAUUAAACAGUCAGGUGAUGAGAUAUCAAGUGUGUGGUGCGCCAAAGGACUCUAAAGGAACUCAUGGAUGGGACGCCUCGGGGCCCUCUGGAAGUCCUACAAGUACCGCUUCGUGCCCUGGCUCACUUUUAACCUCAAACACAGGACAGUGCGUGCAGUGAAGGAGGGAGGCAAUGAGGGUGAUAAGGUGGUGGGGGAGGAGGAGGUGGUGGAGCAGCUCUUCAAACUCCUCACCGGCCUGCAGCAAGUGUGCCCGCCCCUGCCCCCACACCCACCCCCUCACAUGAUCCAAGGCUACAGCCACCGUGCCCUCCUGGUGAUGGAGUCACUGUUUGGUUACUCAGUGCAUGUGGUUCCAAGUGAUGUAGCGGGGCUCGGCAGUGGUGUGGUGCUGAAGGGACAGAAUGGUGCCAGUCGGGGGCAGCUAGUGGCCCUGUAUCCUGGUGGCCUUUAUCUCCCACAGCAGCCAGUACUCCUGCCCAGCCUGGCUAAUCCCUUCAUCCUGCGCUGCGCUGAUGGAGUGCUUGUGGAUGGAUGUCGCAGGGGCCUUUCUGGUGCCAUAUUCAGGUCCUGCUGUGGCAGAGACCGAAUGGGGCUUGAGGAAGCUGCAGACUUGACUUGGCUCACUGACUGGCCCAUCAACCCCCUUAAUGUGGGACAGUAUAUUAACAACCAGGCUCCAGAUCGUCCCAGCAAUGUGGCAUAUCAGGAAGUGACACUGCAGCCUGGGGAUGUCCCAUGGGGCAUGCGGCGCUUCCUUCCUUACCUGUGGUGUUCAUUGCCCCCUGAUACUCCCCAGGCUGAGCUGCCCUUGCGCCUUGUGGCUCUUAUUGCCACCACAGACAUUGCCGUGGGACAAGAACUAUAUUCUCACUACUUCACUCUCAUUCACUCCAAGCCUUCUUAGCAUGAGGUACAGUCAUGUCUUGUUACUGUAGCUUGACUGGCUGUGCACAUGUGGUAGCUUGGUAUGAUGAAGUGACUGGCUUAGGGCUGUGUGAUGUUUCUCUGGGGAUUUGUAGCUGGUGCUUGUGAUAGUCAUGAGCACUUUGUGACAACAGUUACAAAUGUAUUGUAUAAAUUUCUAUUUUAAUGAGUUUUCUAUUUAUUUUGCAUUGCAAAUAUUUUUUUUGCAUUCAUACUCUAAGUAAUUUCUGUCAAAUAUUCUUCAUUUGCCAACCAAUUGUGGUUAUUACAUUUAUGUAUGGUAUGUAACUUGCUCUUGCAUUUAUGGCCUUGAAUCCUGAAAAUUUUUCAUCAUUGUCACAGUCACAGAAUUCAUAUAUACUGUGUAUUUUCAUUUAACUCUUCUAUCUAAAUUUCCUUGAUUAUUUGUCUUCCAAAGUGGAAUACAUCUUGAUUUAUGCUCCUCUUGCAAUGACCUUCAUACCUACGGAUUUCAUAGUUCACCAUCAGCUUUGGCCACCAUUUUUCUUUACAGACCAACCUGGUGAACAAGCCUUCAACUUUACUAUUCUUCAUGACCUUGGGCAAUUGGUGCAGCACCCUACUUUUUCCUCUAUUCAUCUGCUGAAACUCAUGCCACAUAUAUUUAUGUACAUAAUCAUGCCAAAUCAGUUGUACAAUAGCAGAAACUUCAUUAAAAGGGAAAUGUCAGAAG
Molecule: messenger RNA, 1956 nt
Organism: Scylla paramamosain (green mud crab)
Lineage: Eukaryota; Metazoa; Arthropoda; Malacostraca; Decapoda; Portunidae
Product: SET domain-containing protein 9-like
Exons: 5
Coding region: 403-1242 (279 amino acids)
Source: RefSeq, a predicted model, not a curated record